AUGUAUUCAGACGAAGAGAAAACCGCGUGGACGCCAGACAUAGUUGGUCCAAUAUACAAAUCCGAUAAUAUUACGUUGAGAGAGGUAUUAAUUUCCCAUCGGGACGACAAGUGCACUCGAGUGAUGGCUACCUUUGUCCCCGAUGAACUCAUAUACGAACCUGACUUGACUAAAAAGAAUUUUCGUAAAUUCAAUUCUGUCAUUGCACUGAUCGACGUUACUCGGCUCUUCGGCGUAUACGAGAAGUACAUCAUGGCGAGCUAUGGUGGCAGUAUGGCUUUGUUUCAGUUACUCAAUCGUUAUAUAUCUAUUAUAAUCAUUGAAGUCUACUCUACUCAUGGGGAUGUGAUCAAAUUCUCUCAGGAUGGAUUACUGGUAAUAUGGAAAGUGAACAGGAACGAAUACGUGUCAAGAAUGGUGUACAACGUAAUAUUAUGCGGGCAGAGGAUUCAGGAGACCGUUACAGGGUUAGAGGACAAAGCGCUCGUUCCAAAGGUCGCGUGUGGAGAGGUGACAUUCUCUGUAAUUGGUAACGAAUCUGCUAGACACUACGUGGUCGGAGGUUCUCCGAUCGAAGCGCUCCAAUAUGCCAGAAAAAUUUGUUUACCAGGAGACUUAGUGUUGUCCUCCAGUGCUUGGGAAUUUUGCGCUCCUUCUCAAUACGAGUAUGUUAUCAAGGAUUCGAGCAAUGUCAAGAUCAUCAAAGUGCUUGGACCGCCUGUGGAAGUUCCAGAGAAGCACGUAGUGAUUAUAGAUGAGCAGCAGGAACCUUCCAUCACGACCGAGCGAUUGUCAGAUGUCAUCUCGAUUUCAGAAUCGUCUUCACACUCUAACGUGGAAGGAUUUUUAGAUUUUAAUGUAUAUUUAGCGAGAAUUUCUGUGAUCGACGCGUAUCGACGACGUCUCGGCUCGUUCUUGAGGACUUACAUGCUGAAACCGGUGUUGACGGAGGUCGACAGCGGAGAGUCUUUGGAAUAUUUGACGGAAACCAGGAAAAUUACUGCGGUCGCUGUUAAUAUCGUUCCAUCUAAGAGUUCCAUUUAUGAAUUGAUAUCACUGGUCGACGAACUGUUUAAGAUCAUUAUGAGGAACGAGUUUUUAUUUUGUUGCAGCGUGAUUGAACAAUAUUUUGGUUGCAUCGCUACUGUAAAUUUUUACGAUAGGGAUAUACUGUUUAAUUUGAUGUACGGCGUGAGGGAGUACAGUACCUGGGCGGAAAACGAACCAAACGCGGAGUACGCGUUGCAUUCUGCUUUGCAGAUAAUGAACAACGCGAAAUGUGUUCCUGGUGUUAAGGCUAUUUCGAUCGGCGUGUCGACUGGAAUGGCAUUUUGUGGCGUGGUUGGUCACAUCGUCAGGAGACAGUACAUGAUUUUUGGUACACCGAUUGACAAAGCUAUUUCUUUGAUGAAGAUUUCGUACGGUAAGAUAUCUUGCGACUACGAAGCCUACGCAGACAGUUCUUUAAGCAAAAACAACUUCCGUUCGCGUGGGAUGAAAACAUUAUCCAGAUUCGGAAGGUGCUUCGUCUACGAAUACAUUGAAGCAUACACAAAAGACGAAUCCAGAUCGAACCUUGAGUAUUGUUACCCGAUUCUUGAUCGAUUCCAAGAAAUCGAGUACUUCAAGGAUAUUAUGGAUGAUAUUGGUGUGGAAGGACGAAGCUACUCUGGAAUGCUUAUCGAGGUUUGGCUUGGUGCUGAGAGGUCCGGUAAAUCGAGAUUGCUUGAUGCAUUCGUUACUAUUGUUCGGAAUAGGCAAAUUCAGGUUAUUGCGCUACAUUUGCAUCGUUCUUAUACUGAGAAAGCGUAUGCAGUGCUGCACCAUGUGUUUCUGCAAUUGUUCGAUGCAUCAGAAUGUACGACGAUCUACGACCGCGAGAAGGCUAUAGGAAACAAAUUGUCCGACAUUUUGAAGCCGGAGGAUUUCUGUUACUUAAACUGCAUCAUGCGCGUUCAGUUUCCUCUUUCCAAAAGUUACUGCGAGGAAACGGACUGGAAACGUCACACCAAAACCAUUGAAAUUUUUGAGAAAGUGUUGCAGAAGAUCAGCGGCCGAGUAUGCAUUCUCCUGGACGACGUGCAACACAUGGAUCUCUUAUCCUGGCAGUUUUUCGCGGUCACUCUAAACAAUAUAAACGUGGUCCUAGUAAUGACAUUACAAGAACCACUGUCCUGGGAUGAUCUGACUCAAGUUGAAGCUGCCAUUUGCCAAGAUAAGAGACUGAUGAACAGAACCCUACUCGGUAUAGAUUCUAAGUACGUCGCAGCGUUUGCUUGCCAGUUCUUGAACGUCAGUGCGGUUCCGAAGAGUCUCGAGAGAGUCCUUCAAAAGCGCGGUAAGACCACAAUCGGCUGGUGCGAGACAUUCCUGAUAUCCACCCUCCAAGUCCACGCUCUGACUUUCAUGACAAUAACUCCAUCGCAAGCUAAAAAGUACGACCUCGUUUUCCCCGAGAGUUCUAUGUUGGUUAAAAUACCAGCGUAUCUGACACCCGAAGAAGUUGCACCACCCUUACACUGGACGCAGAUGAGUUCUUUAAACGUGUGCAUAACGUCUGACAGGCCGAUUGGAUUCAUCGCCUCGAAUCGUGACAUCACAGACUUCGUACUGAAAGAAGAUAAAUGUAUAAUUAUUUGGUUAAAGAUCAUAGAUGAUUUUGUUAAUCGUUUGUCAGGUCUGAGAAUCGACAUCUACAACAGAAUGAAUUCGUACGAGCAAGACUUCAUCAAGUGCGCCUCAGUGAUAGGUGCAGUGUUCCUCCGCCACACAGUGGAAAGCGUCAUGGUCAAUUCCGCUCCAUUGUACACCAGCACAGCCGUGGCAGAGAUGAUAAAACUGAGAAUUCUACAGUGCGCUUUGAUCCAAAGGAAAUACUUCCACUCCGACGAUUCUGUGUACUAUCUAUUCAAAAAGCACAAAACCUUCAGUAACAUGCAUCAUUUGGUGACCUGUGACUGCCAGUCUUCACGUAGCAUGAUGGACAAGUCCUUGCCACCGUACGCUGAUUGCAAGGUAUUAGAGUUCACGAUAAACUCUUAUCGCAAGCUGCUUUACGACAUUUUACCACCGCAUGAGAAAGAGGACUAUCAUACUCGAGCUGUGACUUAUUUCGAACGGGAAGCUCGGAGGUGCAGCACCUGUGGCGGUGGCAGCUUCUUUUCGCUGUUCGCGACUGAAGAGGCGACUCAAUUGAGCGAAGAGUCAAUUCCAGCGACCAGCACGAUGCUCCACAGAAAAAUAUCAUCCUGGAAUCGAUCGGAGAGGUUCCGCAUAGAAUCGCGGCGAAGCAUCUUCAUAGCAGAAAACGACGCGGACAAGAAGCGUGAUAACCGCAUUCGAAGGAUUUCCAUUCUACCUGCCCACUCGGAUGACGAAGAUUACAUAAAAGACCUACCUAGCUACAUGAAAAAGCAGAGACAAGAUCAAAGUUUCCUGAAACCGUCGUUCUUCAACUUAUGGGAGCGUCGUUUAAAAGACUUCACCUACAUAAAUUACCGGAACUGUCGUUGCAACGAAGUGAUCAACUUCGUCUUUUGGAAACUGCAUUACCACGUUGAGCGCAGCAGAGAUAUCGAUAAAUUGACGAAGUGUAUGAUAGAGUAUACGGCUGGUUUGAUCCUGACUGCUCAACCGUUGUUCGCGAUCAAGUUCCUCACAUCCGCCAACGCGAACAUCGAAGCCUUGAAGAAGAAGGAGCACCUGGUUCUCGAAGUUCCAAAUUGGAUCACCGAUAGAGGGAAAAUUCUGAUUCUGAUGGGAGACGGGUACCUCGCCUACGGAAAUUAUUCUCAGGCACGUAAGUUUUAUACGGAGGCAGUGUCACUACGGAUCCAAUCGUUCCAUUCGGGCAAAGCAGUUUGCUACAAAACGGUAAUUGAGUCGGUGAAACGCAGAUUGCACGGGUUUCCCGCUUACAACCUCGGUAAAAUCACUGGCAAGCAGGCGUUGCACAACUUGGAAGUAGCUGUGUAUUUACAUCGAUUGGCCGUCGUUUACAUGUUUGAGAGGGAAGCCAAGGUGGCGAAGGUGACGAUUCUGGACAGCAUUCGAGCCGCCUUCGAAUCUGCGGGCGGUUUCAUACAGAAGGGGAUCAUAUACUUGACGGCGUUGCAGAUCUUUCGUCAAUUCGAGGGCCAGGAAUUUAUCGAGCCGUUGGAGAAGUUGAUGUCGGUUGUCAUUGAGGAGACGGCUCAGUGGAGGACUCCGGAGGCGUUUGUCGUUGCGGCUAAAAUCUUUGUGACCAUGUACAACACUAGAAUAUUGCAGGGCAAGAUAAAAGAAACUAUACAGAUCGGAAUUAAAAUAUGCAAAAUAUGCACUACCUUGCACGUCACCCACAUAAAGCUAACCGUUCUGCCAUCACUGAUCGAAUUAAUGCUAUGGACGAAGCGUUUGAACGAAGCGGCCGAUUUAUUGAAGGAACUUUACUACACAGCCAAAGAGGACACCGAUUACUCUGCCAUAACUUGGUACUAUGCUCUCUGUCUACAAUGCAGCUUGGACGCUUCCAUGGUUGUCGAAUCCUACGAAACUUGUUCCAGAUUCUAUCAAAGCUUUUUCAAUAGCAAGUCGAGAAGCUGCGUUUUACGGGAUCCUCAGAGCUUGUGCCGUUUGACUACCUGUUUAGCGAUCUGGCAAUUACGGAUGAGAAUGGUUGUCAAUGAAAUUCUGGUGCUGGAUGUCGAAGAGUAUACUGAGGGAAUUGACGCUGUGGAUAUAACUAUUAAUGGUGGUCAAGUUGACAUAACUAUUAAUGGUGGUCAAGUAGACAUAUCUAUUAAUGGUGGUCAAAUGGACAUAACUAUUAAUGGUGGUCAAGUAGACAUAACUAUUAAUGAUGGUCAAGUUGACAUAAUUAUUAAUGGUGGUCAAGUAGACACAACUAUUAAUGGUGGCCAAAUGGACAUAACUAUUAAUGGUGGUCAAGUUGACAUAAUUAUUAAUGGUGGUCCAGUGGACAUAACUAUUAAUGGUGGUCAAGUUGACAUAAUUAUUAAUGGUGGUCCAGUGGACAUAAAUAUUAAUGAUGGUCAAAUGGGCAUAACUAUUAAUGGUGGUCAAGCAGACAUAAUUAUUAAUGGUGGUCAAGUUGACAUAAUUAUUAAUGGUGGCCAAAUGGACAUAACUAUUAAUGGUGGUCAAGUAGACAUAAUUAUUAAUGGUGGUCAAGUUGACAUAAUUAUUAAUGGUGGUCCAGUGGACAUAACUAUUAAUGGUGGUCAAGUCGACAUAACUAUUAAUGGUCGUCAAAUAGAAAUAUCUAUUAAUGGUGGUCAAGUAGACAUAACUAUUAAUGAUGGUCAAGUAGACAUAUCUAUUAAUGGUGGUCCAGCUCUCGAAUGUUAUCUGCUAAUACUGAAACGUCGAAUUACGAUAAAAAAGUCAAGCGACCUCUUCGAUCGAGUGCAGAACGUGCAGACGAUCAUAAAAACUCUCCGAGAUGUUGCCGAUCAAGCCAAAUUCGUUUACCCCUUCCUGUACUUUAUGGAGGCGUACAUGGAGCUUCUUCGAGGUCGAAAAGGAUCCGCUCAAAAUUAUUUGAACAAGGCUCAUAAGUGGGCCGCGCACCAGCAGAACAAAUUUAUGCUGGCCUGGAUCGAGCAAAAUAAGAGGACGUGGAAGGAGGCGAACUACAACAAUAUGGCGCAGUACUGGGCGGAACACGUGGGUGCAGAGGACGCGAUUCGUUGGCAGGAGAUCCACAAGUUUGGUGUGAGUGCUUGGUCGACGAUACUGUUUCCUCUUCCAGUUCCAGACUCGAAUAUUUGA
Molecule: messenger RNA, 5772 nt
Organism: Megachile rotundata (alfalfa leafcutting bee)
Lineage: Eukaryota; Metazoa; Arthropoda; Insecta; Hymenoptera; Megachilidae
Product: adenylate cyclase type 10
Biological process (GO): intracellular signal transduction; cyclic nucleotide biosynthetic process
Cellular component (GO): cytoplasm
Molecular function (GO): adenylate cyclase activity; protein binding
Source: RefSeq, a predicted model, not a curated record